Messenger RNA from Aspergillus ibericus CBS 121593, 712 nucleotides. RefSeq lists its product as uncharacterized. The coding region runs from base 94 to 609 and encodes 171 amino acids. The transcript has a single exon. Lineage: Eukaryota; Fungi; Ascomycota; Eurotiomycetes; Eurotiales; Aspergillaceae. The record is from RefSeq and is a predicted model, not a curated record.
UUCAGGGUAUUUAUAUCGGCAUGGCAUGCACUCAACAUUCACCAUCCACAUAAAUCUCCAUCUAAUUACCUCUCCAUCCUCAUAACACAAAACAUGGCAACCACCCGAACCUUCAACGUCGACUUCACCAGCUGGACCGGCAAACACCUGCAAGUAACUGAAAGCGAUGCCCAAAAUACACUCGUCUACGCCGCCGACCUCAACUUCCGCAAACCCCAGAUGGUCUUCCAAGCCACCGGCAGUGCCAGACUUCCAGCCACCGUGACCUUUCACACAUUCAGUCGCACCAUCGACAUCGACAUCAACGGGUAUCACAUCCCGUUCAAACCACGUGGGAGCUUCAAGUAUCAAGUCCCGUUUGCGUCUCCGGCCCUCGGCAAGGUGCUCACUUGGCGAAAUCCCUAUUCUAUGAGGCCGUGGGAGCUGGAGUGUCGGGAUGAGCAGAAUACCCUCAUUGCACGGUUCAUUCCGAGUAACUCGUGGAGCUGCACCAAGGCGGGGCGACUGGAACUGGGGCCGUUGGAGAGCGGGCCGUCGACGGAUGAAGUGGUCGUGACGGGGCUGGCGUUGGCGUAUUAUCUCAUUUCGCAGACUUUGGGUAGUGCAUAAUCCUUCUUUCAUGAUUUGAUUCGCGAGAUGAAGCUUUCUGUCUAUAUCUCACUCAUAUACAUAUGUACACACCCUUGCGGUAAUCAAUGCACCGGAAUAUCCC